This is a messenger RNA of Talaromyces proteolyticus, 712 nucleotides long. RefSeq lists its product as uncharacterized. The record is from RefSeq and is a predicted model, not a curated record. Bases 59 to 712 code for a protein of 217 amino acids. NCBI's taxonomy places the organism in Eukaryota, Fungi, Ascomycota, Eurotiomycetes, Eurotiales, Trichocomaceae. The transcript has a single exon.
GUUUUGGUGUCGAUCCUCAUCUCGAAUUUACAUCACUGGGAAGCAGAGCCUAGUAGAGAUGAAGUGGUUACUCCCUCUCACAAUCAUCUAUCUCUCCUCCAAAACCGUCGCUGGGACGUACCGUGGUAUAUCGUCCCGCUGUUCCCCGGUUAUCUGGGAUGCAAUAGUAUCGAAACUACACUCAUUACCGGCGGAAUUUGAGCGAAAUGUAUGCCGACGCAACUGUCCCGUCCACAUCACCGAGCCCUCAUCACCAUACCAUCAGGGCAAUGGCAUGGAUGAUCUCUUCGAUCACAUUAUUAAGCCCGCCAUUGAAGAAGUGUACUAUUUCAUGGCAAUUCUAGACACAAAAUACCCGACGCCACUAAGUGACCUACUCCAUGUCGGGCGCCUUGUCACGGAUAUCGCGGAAUCGUGUGCUGCGACAUACAAUAUCCACAGCCUAUGCCCCGUACAGCAAGAGUUACUACUACAAAAUCAGCAGUCGUCGGGGUCGGAAACGUCGAGGCAGUUUAAAAAGUGUUUGGAGGAUACGGCAAUUCCAGCAUUAGUAGACAGAGUGGCAGCAUUCAUGCCCUGGCUGAGUAAAAUGUGUAGCAAAUUCACGCCCGAAAUGGUUGACAGGGUAUGGAGACGAGCGGUUUUAGGGAAUAUGGGGGAGUAUGGCAUGGAGUGUGCAAAGAGUGUGGUGGGGGACUAUUACUUUGGAUGA